AUGUCUCUUCAAGACAAAGUCAUCCUCAUCACCGGCGCCUCCAGCGGCAUCGGCAAAGCCUGCGCCCAGCGCCUCUACCAAGAAGGCGCCCGCAUCGUCAUCAACUACCGAAACGACGCCUCAUCCGCCAACGCCCUCGUCGACUCCUUUGGCGCAGACCGUGCCAUUGCUGUGCAGGCCGAUGCCGCCAAUAUCGACGACAUCGACCGCCUCGUCCAGGCCGCCGUCGACAAGUUUGGCCGCAUCGACACCGUCGUGGCGAAUGCAGGCCUGAUGCUGAUGCGAGACGUCGAGGACACCACCGAGGACGACUUUGCUAAGAGCUUCGAUCUCAACGUCAAGGGCCCGUACUUUUUGGCUCAAAAGGCGGUUCCUCACAUGCCGCCCGGCUCGCACAUCAUUUUCAUCUCUACAGGUGUUUGCCAUCAUUCAUCAGUAUCGCCCAAAUAUCUCCUCUACGCAGCGACAAAGGGAGCCAUUGAGCAGAUGACUCGAGUGAUGGCCAAGGGCCUGGCUGCAAAGGGCAUCAUCGUCAAUGCCGUGGCUCCUGGCCCAACUGCCACGGAGCUGUUCUACAAGGGCAAGCCUGAGGGCCUGGUCAACACGAUCAAGGCGUGGAGCCCCUUUAACAGGCUUGGCGAACCGGAGGAUAUCGCCAACACGGUCAAGUUCCUGGCCAGCGGAGACAGUUCAUGGGUUGUGGGCCAGACGGUGCUGGUGAACGGGGGUAUCAUGGUGUAG
Molecule: messenger RNA, 741 nt
Organism: Trichoderma gamsii
Lineage: Eukaryota; Fungi; Ascomycota; Sordariomycetes; Hypocreales; Hypocreaceae
Product: short-chain dehydrogenase
Exons: 1
Coding region: 1-741 (246 amino acids)
Molecular function (GO): oxidoreductase activity
Source: RefSeq, a predicted model, not a curated record